Centropristis striata (black sea bass) is the source of this 2200-nucleotide messenger RNA. RefSeq lists its product as uncharacterized. Lineage: Eukaryota; Metazoa; Chordata; Actinopteri; Perciformes; Serranidae. The transcript is spliced from 3 exons. The coding region runs from base 267 to 1583 and encodes 438 amino acids. The record is from RefSeq and is a predicted model, not a curated record. Gene Ontology annotation, molecular function: RNA binding.
CCUCAGGUUUGUUUCUAUCUGCCUUUUGAGCAUUGCAGAGAUGUUUUUGCCUAAUUUGCAGCUGCAUAAAUUAGCCAUCAGGGGGUGGAAAUGUAGAGAAACAGAGACACCUAGUGGGCAGAAUAAGCCACUGCAGCAUGCAACCGAAACUCACUUCCAUGCAAAGUGAAAGUAAAACCAAACUUUGCAUGUAACUGAGUGUGUUUAUAGCAACGGGAGCUGAAAAAAGGCGCGUUAGCAGUUAGGUGUGAUGUUUGCAGAGCUUCAUGUCUGCAGCCGUGAUGGACACCGACUACCGGGAGGCCAGCCGCUCCCUGGUGGUCUCCGGUGUGCCCGACGUGCUGCCCGUCAGCAGGAUGGUCGACAAGCUCACUAUUCACUUCCAGAGUUACAGGAGGAGCCGCGGAGGAGACGUGGAGGAGGUCAGAUACCCCACAAACAUGGACGGAGUCGCUUUUGUCAUUUUUGACCAAGCUGCAGAUGCAGACCGGGCGGCGGCGAAGAAGCGACACGUCAUGACGGACGACGAGUUUCCUGCAGACUACCGGCUCACCGUGUUCCCGUUCACCAGAGACGUGUUUUUUUACGUCCCCAGCGCUACGGUGGAUCUCUCGCUGUUCGGCGAGGAUCAGACGUCGCUGAUUCGGAGCCUGCGGUCCGCUCACCGCUCGCUCCGUUUCGAGCCUGAACCCGAGCUGAUGAAAGCCACGAUCGAGGGGCCUUUCGCUGCCGUCCGGGCCCUGAGACAGGACCUCAUCUGCAGGGCAAGCCGGCUUAAACUCACAACUCAAACUGCAGCCGCCAAACCAAAAGAAACUCCUAAUCCGAGUGUAAUAUCUCCUGUCGGCUCCUCUAAAGCUAAGCCGGGACCGGGGAGCUCAAACUGCUUAUCGCCGCCGCUGCAGACCACAGGUGAGGCGCCGCAAAGCCAUGCAAGAACUCAAAACGUUACCACCAGGCGGAAAGUUUUUAAAAAGCAGGAGCAGACAGAUUAUCAGACAGAGGCCUCCUCCAAACCAGAGGAAAUAUCUGCCAAACAUCCAGGAGGAGACGCUUCAGAGGAACGCUCCAGACUCGACAGGAUCUCUGCAGCUCAGAUCAGAGAAACUGACUAUGUGACGGGAUCAGAUCACAGCAGCUCUGCUCCGAACCUGCAGCCCAGACCGAGAGAUGUCACAGAGCUGCAGGAUCAGGACGAUAUGAGCUUCUGGGUCGACUCGUACACGCUCAGAUACAUGGAGAAGUUUGACAGGAGGAGGUUAGACAGGUGUUUGAGAGGUCCGUACGUGAAGCGUGAAGGAGCCGAGCUCACGCGGAUCACGCUGACUGACAGGAAAACGUCUGCAGGCGUCCGGAAGUCUCUGGAGGAUCUGGUUCAGGACUGGCAGCAGUUGUUAAGAGUUCAUCAGAUCGACUUUGUCCAGAAGGAGAAACAGAAACUGAUUAAAAUCUGCGAUGAUGUGAAUUUGCUGUUCACAAACGUUCUUUACAUUCUGGAGGAUUCGUGUGUGAAAAUAGUCGGCUACUCAACAUCAAGUCACCUCUUCUGUGAAUGGGUGCAGAGAGAUUUAAAGGCACUCUGAGGAGCAAAAUUACAUGACUGCACUUUUAUAAAUGACCACAGGGUGGCACUGUUGUUCACAAAACCAGCUCCUGCAGAAUGUGUCUUAAAUCAAUUCUAUUUUAAAUGUUUGCUAUGAAGGAUUAUCCUAAAAAACAAUGUAGAGGUGCUGCCUCCUGUCUGUAUUUUCACGUCUUUUUACUUUUUUCUGUGUUCAAGACCAAUAUUUUAUGCAUUUAUAAUUCAUCUAAAUUAUACAUUUUCCAUUUAAGUUCAUUCCAAAUUCACAAACUCGAUGUCUGUGCAAAGUGAAGUCCAAAAAAGCUGCAAAAAUAACUCCAAAGAGAAAAACAUGGAGUUUUAAGAUUAAGGUUUCAUGUUUUUUUACAGCCACAGUUUUGAUUCCUGUGUUAUACUUGUGUUGUUAUUUUUAAUUUUUUACUGUCUCAUAAUUAAAAAACUGUAUCUGCUACAUGUUUAAAUUCAUCACUCUUGGUCUCGUGUUGAAGCCUCCCUUCUGCUAAUAAAUGGGUUAAUAACUAUUAGGCCUUUAAACAACAGGUAACAACAGCAGGAGGUCUAAGUCUUAAUUAACCUCUUCACAUGUUAAUUAGAAAAGAUCAGCUUCUAAUUAAAAAA